AUGGAUGAUUCAAGGAGUUUUUCACAAACUAUUAAUUUGAUUUUGCUUUGUUCUUUUCUGUUUGGUCUUCAAGAUCUUGCUCUUGCUGAUCCUCCCUACCCACUUUGUUCAAACAAUACUAUCAAUAAUUCAUUAAAUAGUUCAUUUCAAACUAAUCUCAACAAUCUCCUUUCUUUACUACCCUUAAACGCUUCUGUCUCCAAAUACAACAAUAUCUCUUACGGGAAUGGCACGGAUAGAGUUUAUGCUCAGUACAUGUGCCUCGACUAUGUUACAAACGAAAACUGCCAAGACUGCACCACCGCUGCUUCCCAGGCUAUCAUGAAUCUUUGUCCUAGCAGAACAGAAGCAGUCGUAUGGGAGGAAGUUUGCCAAUUGCGCUACUCAAAUACUAACUUUUUUGGCCAAUUGAAUGUUGCAGACAACAUUGGCAAAGAUAAUGUUCUUAAUAUGUCUGAUCCAGUACACUUUCAGUCUACUGUGGAUGACAAGCUGCGAAAUCUUACCAAAAUAGCAGCCUUUAAUUCUUCAGCAAAUAUGUAUGCUACUGGAGAAGAACCAUUUGCGACAGAUGACAUCGUGUAUGCUCUGGUGCAGUGCACCCUGGACUUAUCCCCAGAUGACUGUAACAAAUGCCUUGAGGCUGCCAUAAAAGAUGUUUCAUCUAUAUGCUAUGGUUCUCGUGGGGCACGAUUACUUAGUCGCAGUUGCUAUCUUCGGUAUGAGUUAUACGCCUUCUAUGAAGGCGCCAAUGAAUCCUCUGUUCCUGCAAAAAAUCAACCGACAUCAGCAGGCGGUGGAAGGAAAAUAUGGGUGAUUGUAGUUCUUACAAUAGGAUCAGCGUUUUUGGUGGUAAUGCUACUGGUUUCCACUCUAUACAGUGUUGCAAUGAAAGGAAAUCGAAAAGUUCAACUGCACAAUAUUGGCGACCCUCAUAACAAAGAUUUCCAAGAACAGUAUUUUGAAGGUUUGGAUGAGCUAAAAGUUCACGACGCUUCUUUUGAUUUGGCAACCAUAAACUCAGCUACUUAUAACUUCUCUAAUACAAAUCUGCUUGGACAAGGUGGUUUUGGACCUGUUUACAAGGGUGUACUACCUGGUGGAAAGGAAGUAGCUGUCAAAAGGCUUUCAAGCUUGUCUGAACAGGGUACUCUGGAGUUCACAAAUGAAGUCCUACUGAUUUUGAAACUUCAGCACAAAAACCUUGUCAGGCUUCUGGGUUUCUGUGUGGAUCAACAGGAAAAGUUGCUUGUUUAUGAAUUUAUGCCCAACAACAGCCUUGAAGUUGUCCUCUUUGAUCCAAAGAAACGUGCACAACUCACUUGGAGCAAACGUCUUAGCAUUAUUAAUGGAAUCGCAAGGGGAAUUCUUUAUCUACAUGAGGAUUCACGGCUUAGGAUCAUACAUAGGGACUUAAAAGCUAGUAAUGUCUUGCUAGAUUUUGACAUGAAUCCAAAAAUCUCAGAUUUUGGAAUGGCUAGAAUCUUUGCGGGAGCAGAAGGUGAAGCUAAUACAGCAAGGAUAGUCGGAACCUAUGGAUACAUGGCUCCAGAGUAUGCCAUGGAGGGGUUAUAUUCGAUUAAGUCCGAUGUUUUUAGCUUUGGAGUACUCUUGCUUGAGAUAAUUACUGGCAGGAGGAAUGCAGGCUUUCAUCAAUCAAAACGGGCCCCCAACCUCGUAGCAUAUGCAUGGCAUCUAUGGAAUGAAGGGAAUGCUCUGGAAUUGAUGGACCCAUUACUAACCGAUGGAUUGCCAGAUGAAUUUUUAAGAUUCAUCCAUAUUGGACUGUUGUGUGUUCAAGAAGAUGCAUUUGAGAGGCCUACCAUGUCAUCUGUUGUCGUAAUGUUAAAAGGUGAAACUGUGACACUAGCCCAACCUCAACAACCUCCCUUCUCUGUGGGAAGAUUUGCUGAGCAUCAUCAAACGCUCACUAGAAGUUGCUCUGUCAAUGGUUUAACGAAUUCAAGUAUUGCACCUAGAUGAUUGACCAUUGGAAGUCCAGUGAUGCCAGAAAUUCAAUAUUUUCUUGAACUAAAGGUUUCUUGCUUUCUGCCUAUGAUGUUAAAUUCAUCUGGAAAUUCAAUACUAGUGUUUUCAUCUUUAAGGUUUUGAAUAAAAUGAUAAA
Durio zibethinus is the source of this 2125-nucleotide messenger RNA. Lineage: Eukaryota; Viridiplantae; Streptophyta; Magnoliopsida; Malvales; Malvaceae. The record is from RefSeq and is a predicted model, not a curated record.